UCGCGUCAGUGUUUCCAACGUAUACGGACUACUUCAUUCAGACUCAGUAUGCAGUUCAAGUUUGUCGUGAACGGACGUUGAGUCAGGUGUUCCUGUGGAGGAAGUACGUCGGCAACUCUGCAUCAUCCAGUCGAAACGCACAUGCAGCUGUCCUGUUGUUCGACCUGUGAUGGCUGAGAACCACGUGUUCCCGAAAAUAUUUAGGAGUUACACUGAUUGCUAACAGCGACUAUGAACUUUUACAUUUGAAACUCGUGAUUUGCUUCGAGUUGCUACAUUGCUUAAUAACUAAACGGUUGGAGGACUCCCACCUUGUCCAACUCCCGGGAUUGCAGCCGAAGUGUAAACAUCGAAACGAGUUGCUGAAGAAAGAAGAGAGAAGAAUUAGUACCAAUUCCAAGUUUCCUACAACCAUUCUGGGUAUCAGUUUUAAAGAAGGAUUUACGCAUUACCUAAUAAAGGGGAAGAUCAAUCAUGACUACAUAUGCUCGAAGGUGGGCGUUGGAUUCUCAGUUGCUGGUGGCCAUUCAGAAUAAUGACGUUUCUAGAGCCCAUCAGCUCUUUCAGGCCGGUGUUGAUACUGAUACCAGGUUUUCCAUCAAUUCUCAGAAGAGGCCUGCGUUAUGCAUAUGUGUGGGAGGGAAAAACAAAUGCUUUACCAUGGUUAAACUGUUAGUUGAGAGAGGAGUCAGCAUUAAUCAGGGAGACUCAGAUGGGGUGACCCCAUUACACAUUGCCUGCAGUCAUAGUUAUCCAGAUUUAGCUGCUCUUCUGUUGAGGGCACGAGCUAAUGUCAAUGCACGUACCAACCAAGGACACACACCCCUUCACUUGGCAGCUAUGAGAGGCAAUUCUGAUUUGGUAGAACUUCUGCUGUCUUAUAGAGCAAAUGUUGAUGUUGCUGAUGCUGAUGGAUGCACGGCCCUUCAUCAUGCAGCAGGCUCAAAUAACCCUGACGUCGUGACAAUUCUUGCUGCUGCUUCUGCGGAUCUAACUGUCAUUGACAGUAGAGGAAAUUCUCCUUUGCAUUAUGCUGCAAUUGGAAGUGGCAUAACACCUGAUGUGAUACGAAUAAUAACCGAGGCUGAUACAUCUGCAGUUGGGUUAGCCAACAGGAACAUGGAAACCCCUCUUCACAUCGUAAUACGAAGUGCAAGACAUGAUGCUGAAAGAGUUCUUGAAGUAAUGUUAGAGUCUGCAACAAAAGAAGCAUUAAAUUCUCAGGGGCCAUUAGGACAUACUCCAUUACACCUUGCGGUUCUUGAACAUCGCAUCAGUCUUCUCCGCGUCCUUCUAACUGCUGGUGCUGACACUGAAACAGAAGAUGACCUUGGGCACACUCCUUUGGUCUCUGCUGCCAGAGAUGGAAUUUGGGGUGCUAUUGCUCUGUUGUUAGCUGCUGGGGCUCGUACCCGCCGGUUAAUUCAGGGAGGUGAUAUAGAAAGUGAAAUACAGGAUUUAGGUAUCAGAGCACUUCUUCAGGAAGGCACACGCCAGCCACCUCGACUAUCGAGUGUCUGCCGUAGAGCUUUAACUGGCUACUUAGGCCCAAACUCUUUCAAAGCCUUGUCUAAGGCAGCCUUACCUCCAGUAUGGCAUGAAUUUCUAACCUUUCAGACUGUGAAUCUAUGAUUUUUAAGUCUCACUGCUACUUAGUCUAUAGUCACAAAUGUGUGUACAGUUCUAGAAAAUAGGAACUUGAGAAAUUUUAGAAUGAUCUGUUAUUUUGUGUGGAAGUUGCAUUAAGAUUCUAAGUUUAUUACUUGAAUCAGUAGAUUUAUAAGAUGACAUAUACCAGAUUCAUAUGUUUUAUUUGUUGUGUAAACAGCAUUUGUCUUGAAAAGGUAAUUUUUAUUAUUGUGUUGGUAUGUAUUGUGAAAAUAUUUGUGGCGUUACAUCCAUGAAGAACCUUGGAACAUACUGUUGGUUGUCAGUACUAUUGAACUGGGUGACUUUGACUCUUAAGUUAUUGAGAUUAUUUAUUAUUUAGAGAUAAACCAUUAAUGGGAUUUUGAUCUUGACUGUAUUUUGUGUUAUAACUCUUAUCAAGAGAACCAUCAUAAAAAUGUUAAACUCAUUUUAGAGGCAUUCUUCCUCAUUACAUUUGUAUACAUCCAGUAUGAGUGUGGCUGUUGCAUUUGUAAUCAGUGUAGUUAUUGAUAUUGAUUUUAUUGUUAUUGUUUAAAUUAGACUAAACCAUUUAUCCCACUACUGCAAUGGUUAUUGUCAGUAUAAAGCAAUCACCAAUCAGAAGUGCUGUAAACUAAGUUUUGACUUGAUGUCAUCUCAUGUACUGUACAUAAAGAACCAGUGUUUAAUAUUUGUAAUACAAACCUCACUUUAGAGCACAUCUUUGGUAAUUGUGCCAAUACAUAUUCAAGCUUACUUUUAUUUUAAUGUCUCAUAGUAUAAGCACUGAGCAAUAUGUGAUACAAACCUUGCUAUAGACCCCAUACUGUGUGAGUAUUUUUACUAUUCAAGUUCUCAAAUCUUUUACGUAAAAAUUAAACAUUCAGUUGUAUUAUAUCUUAUCUAAAUCUUUUCUAUGGAUGCCAUUAUUAGGUUGCUGAAAUGUAAAGACUUGAUUAGAAAAUUAUAUUGUAAUAAAUCUCAUCCUUCCAGUCAGACCCAUAAGACAUUGUUUUCAGAACUAUGUUCUGGUGAAAUUAAUCAAUCAUGACAAUCUAGCAUUGUUAUUGUAUUACUGUCAUUAUUGUUGUUACUAUACAGAAUUUAUUGGAAUUGAUGUUAUUAUUACUUUGGUUAAAUUUGUUCAUAUUUGAGGUUACAAUAUAUCCACAUGUUCACAGAGAUUUGGCUGUACAGUCAGCUUGCUAUCUCAGUCAGAUAUAGUUGAGAAAUGAGGCACAAAGUAAAGUAGGGGUAAUUACAGCUGUUAUUGAUAUGCGUGUGCUUAUGAAAAUUGCUUAUCAAUUAUUAAAAUUCAUGUAAUGAAUGAACAUCAAACCAUUUGUGGAGAAUGGAUUAAUUGACACUUAUGCUGGCAGUAGUAUAUGCCUUGUCCAUUUUCCAAAUUCUUGCAACGUUUACCAAUAUGUACAACGUUGAUUCAAUAUUUACAGGAAAUAUUCACUGUAAUUGGGUGAAAUGUCAGCCCCUUAAUUCUGCUCCUAAAUUUAUGGAAUGUUGUCAAGAUGUAGUGGAGUCUAUCAUUCUAAGGUGCUGUGAUUUCAGUGAGCCCCUUUUAAUUUUAGUUGUAUCUUAUUGUGCAAUAAAAGUUUUAAAAAGUUAAUUAUUAACGAUUCAGUAAUUUAUAGGUCUGUUUUAUUUUAAAGUCAGCCACUCCUAUUAAAAUUGAAUCCUGAACUGUGGUCUGACUAAACAUUUUGACAUUAAAUUUAUUAAUCACAUAGUAUUUUCUAUAAGGCUAAAUUAUUUAUUUACAGAAAUUUAAAUAUAGGGCUGUGGAGUUCGAUUAAACCAUGCAAUAACGACUGAUAAUCCUGUUCAUUACUUUAUUUAGAAGUAUGUUGACAUUUUAAAAAGGAGCUGUAACCAAGAUAAAUUUGAAUAUUUCUGUUACUUGUGUUAUAAUGUGAUUUGUAAAUUGUGGAUAAAUCUACAUUAAUUUAAUGUAGAUAUGUGGCAAAGUUUGUUGACAUUGUUGACAGUCAAGUUUGAAGUUCAUGCCUUUGACUGUAGCUACAUAAGCAGUUACAUUGUCCUUACAGAAUCCAUGUUUAAGAAAGUUUUGUAGAAAUAAUUACUACAUGUGUAAGAGAUUACUUGGGAAUUUUAUAAAUAGACUCUUUAAUUACGUCUAAUGUAAUUCAUGUGUUGGGCAUUCUUGGUUAAUUAACAUAUGCAGAAAUUUAGUUUCAUCUACAUGUGCUUACAGGUAUUAAACAGAAAUUGGUAAAAAUAUUUAAGUCAGGAUUUUAUUUAUUUUUUUUUUUUUUUUUUGUCUGCAGUUAUUGCUAUUGUCAUUGUUGAGAAAUUGCCAGUAUCAGUGAAAAUUAUUUAAACGAUAAGCCAGUCAUCAAUGAGACUGGUUUUCUUAUAACAGUAGCUGUUGUUUUUCAUUAUUCUUUAGAGGGAGAUAAAAAAAUUUAUGGUAAACAUUAAGUCAGCAUUUUACAUUAGUGUUUUCCUUAUUUACAUAUUUUAAGAUUAUUUUUUUGAAUGUUUUUAAUUUUAUCAAGAAAAAUUUAAUAUUCUAUCAAAUUAUAUUUUUGCAGUUCUUAGUAAGUUUUAUGCAAGCAGAAAAAAAGUGACAGUGAUAUAAUCCCAGAGUGAUUUGAGAGGUUCGGAUUGAAUAUUUUAUUGACAAUUUUUGGCAGAAGCUCUCAAAUUGGAGGGAAGUAAGCAUACAGCAGAAUAUAGAAGUAAGUUAUAAUUAUCAUAUUUUGAUGUAAUUGUUGUUGAAUUUUUCAUGAAUCUCACCUUGAGAUUAUUAAAUACUGUAUACUUUAUUUUCUUAUUUAUUGAAUAUAGUACCUAUUAUGCACGAUACCUCAUACUUUGUAUAUCAUUUACAAUUAUUUAUUAAGUUUAAAUUAAUAAAUCACAUUUUG
Molecule: messenger RNA, 4535 nt
Organism: Macrobrachium nipponense
Lineage: Eukaryota; Metazoa; Arthropoda; Malacostraca; Decapoda; Palaemonidae
Product: serine/threonine-protein phosphatase 6 regulatory ankyrin repeat subunit A-like
Exons: 5
Coding region: 475-1632 (385 amino acids)
Biological process (GO): positive regulation of transcription by RNA polymerase II
Cellular component (GO): nucleus
Molecular function (GO): transcription cis-regulatory region binding; protein binding
Source: RefSeq, a predicted model, not a curated record